This is a messenger RNA of Coffea arabica (coffee), 726 nucleotides long. RefSeq lists its product as uncharacterized. The record is from RefSeq and is a predicted model, not a curated record. Gene Ontology annotation, molecular function: nucleic acid binding; zinc ion binding. NCBI's taxonomy places the organism in Eukaryota, Viridiplantae, Streptophyta, Magnoliopsida, Gentianales, Rubiaceae.
AUGGGUCUUGGUAAUACUAUUGUUGAUAAGAAUGAUGCCUCAAAUCAAGACCGUGCUAAGGCCAUGAUUUUCCUUCGUCGUCAUUUAAAUGAAGGACUAAAAGUAGAGUAUCUUACUGUCAAAGAUCCUCUUGUUCUUUGGCUAGAUUUGAAAGAAAGAUUCGACCACUUGAAGUUGCAGCAAUAUAAAGAGAAAGGAUUUAAGAAAUAUUCUGAACUUAUUGCAUGUCUCCUUUUGGCUGAACAAAAUAAUGAAUUAUUGUUGAAAAAUCACGAGUCCCGACCAACUAUUGCAAGUCCAUUCCCUGAAGCGAAUGGGACUCAAUUUCAAAAUUCUGGUCGAGGUCGUGGACGUGACCGUAGAGGUAACCGUAGACGUAGUCGUGGCCGUAAACGAGAUCGUAGUAGAUUUGUGCCUCGUGAAAAUUAUCACCAUGACAAGCAACAAAAUAUUUCUCAAGAGAGAGAAAAUGACUACGAUCCGAAAGAAGAAGAAAAAAAAAUUUAUGAAGAAAAAUGCUACCGGUGUGGUAUGGAAGGUCACUGGUCCCGUACCUGUCGUACGGCUGAGCAUCUUGUUGACCUCUAUCAAGCAUCAUUGAAAAAGAAGGACAAAGAUGUCGAGACAAAUUUUAUCGACCAAAAGAAUGCUUAUGAUGAUGAUGAUGCUGACAUGACACACCUGGAUAUUGCCGAUUUCUUUGAGCAUCCUGAAGAUGCAAAAUGA